AUGGCUCAAGCUAGAGGCGGUGCAAGAAUUAAUGUGAUGUUGUUAGUGUUUUGUGUGUUGAUUCACUACAAGAUUGCUAGUGCGACUACCUACAUUGUUGGAGAUAAAGCAGGAUGGACAUUUGGAAUACAAAGUUGGCCUACAGGCAAGCAAUUCCAUGCUGGUGACAUUUUAGUUUUUAAGUAUAACAUGAAUGUGCAUUCUGUAAUUGUGACUGACGAAAAUGGAUUCAAGACAUGCAAUACUGUAACAGGUCAAAAAUUUGUAUCAGGUAAUGAUCAGAUCAAACUUAGAAUGGGACAAAACUAUUUCAUUUGCGGUACUCCUGGGCACUGUGUUGGUGGAAUGAAAAUGACAAUAUCUGCUGCAUAG
Messenger RNA from Fragaria vesca subsp. vesca, 372 nucleotides. Its product is annotated as chemocyanin-like. Bases 1 to 372 code for a protein of 123 amino acids. Gene Ontology annotation, cellular component: plasma membrane. The record is from RefSeq and is a predicted model, not a curated record. The transcript has 2 exons. Gene Ontology annotation, molecular function: electron transfer activity. NCBI's taxonomy places the organism in Eukaryota, Viridiplantae, Streptophyta, Magnoliopsida, Rosales, Rosaceae.